Molecule: messenger RNA, 906 nt
Organism: Neodiprion fabricii
Lineage: Eukaryota; Metazoa; Arthropoda; Insecta; Hymenoptera; Diprionidae
Exons: 3
Coding region: 319-654 (111 amino acids)
Molecular function (GO): serine-type endopeptidase inhibitor activity; protein binding
Source: RefSeq, a predicted model, not a curated record
CGCAGUCACCGUCCGUGCUCGAAAAUGUACGAUUUUUAUCAUUGGCCGACUGUAACACAUACUUAUGAGUGCUGCCGACUAAGAUUUCAAAGUGUGUGUUGGUACCAGCAGCGAUGCCCAUAGGUAGGGUUUUCUUUCGAGGGACAUUCGCGUAUAUAAGACCUGAAUUCACCUGGCCAGACUCAGUACACUUUCAAUCACAACGUGGCCAAGAAGGGACUACCAACGGUGGUAAUCAAUCGUAACGGCAACACUUGAGUAUUUACGUUAUUGGACUGUUCGGCACAUUCCUGAAGAGAGAUAGUCAGACUGUCCAUCAUGAAAUUAGCAUUAACAUCUCUUGUCAUCGUUGCCGUUUUGGCAUGCUUCGUCCACGAUGCAUCAGCCCAGCGAAAUUGGUGGGAAAUAAACCAAGAUGGUUCGGUGGCGCUCACAACCUCGAGGACGUCAACUUCCGCUCCGGCAACAGUGGCUACACUCCCUACAGCUUCCGGGUUGCCUGCCAACUGUCCAUGCGUCACUACUCUGCAGUACAAUCCAGUCUGUGGUGAUAACAGAAUCACCUAUACCAAUCCAGAAACGCUGAAAUGUGCCCAAGAUUGUGGCCUAGCCGUGAAACUGCUCUUCCAUGGACGCUGUGAAAAGCUUCCAUAAGAAGUAUAAUUUGCCGGAGUCUUCAACAUAAUCGCAGUAAUAAAACAUCGUAAACUUGUACAAGAGCAUACAUGGAGAUAUCACAAUACGACAGAGUAAAAAAGUGAACUUACCCAACAAACGUGAGAAUUGAGCAGCUGGCCUGUAGAGCGGAUACUGCUUUGGGAACGUUUCGUUUGACCAGUGCGUGUCCAUCCGUAAUUUGUAAACCGCCAACGUAUUCGAUUUGCAGAUAUCGUUGCGCGAUACUCU